Danaus plexippus (monarch butterfly) is the source of this 1929-nucleotide messenger RNA. It is a transcript of the gene Rad23, whose product is annotated as UV excision repair protein RAD23 homolog A. Gene Ontology annotation, molecular function: polyubiquitin modification-dependent protein binding; ubiquitin binding; proteasome binding. The record is from RefSeq and is a predicted model, not a curated record. Gene Ontology annotation, biological process: proteasome-mediated ubiquitin-dependent protein catabolic process; nucleotide-excision repair. The coding region runs from base 120 to 1091 and encodes 323 amino acids. Gene Ontology annotation, cellular component: nucleoplasm; cytosol. NCBI's taxonomy places the organism in Eukaryota, Metazoa, Arthropoda, Insecta, Lepidoptera, Nymphalidae. The transcript has a single exon.
UGACAUUUAAAAAAAGUGAGUUUCCUAACGAGGUUAUGUUUACUGGAUGAUUUUGUCGAGUCAGAUCAGAAUUUUGCGAAGUUCAGAAUCAUUACAUACUAUACACAACAAAAAGCAAGAUGUUACUGACUUUAAAAACUCUUCAACAACAAACUUUUCAGAUAGAAAUAGACCCUCAAGAGACUGUCAAAGCGCUGAAGCUUAAAAUUGAAGUGGAAAAAGGUAAAGAUUAUGCGGCAGACAAUCAAAGACUUAUUUAUGCGGGUAAGAUUCUUCUCGAUGAUAAUAAACUGCAUACGUAUAAUAUAGAUGAAAAGAAAUUCAUCGUUAUCAUGGUGACAAAACCGAAAACUUCCGAUAAUCAACAAGCGUCGUCGACCUCGGCGCCAGAAGCCGGGGAAAGUGCGUCAACUGAAAGCGGCGACGGCAAAAGUAAAGUGGUCGAAGAAAAACCAAAACCUCAGCCUGCAGCGGAACCUGAGCGUGCAUCUGAACCACCAGUAACAUCAAAUGAGCCAGAUUUUGAAUCAACAGUGCAAAGCAUUAUGGAUAUGGGCUAUAAUAGACAACAAGUAGAACAAGCUCUCCGUGCUUCAUUUAAUAAUCGUGAAAGAGCUGUAGAAUAUCUCAUAACAGGAAUCCCUGAAGAGCUACUUCAAGAACAGGAAGCUGAAGAAAGUGCUGAUGAAGACCCCUUGGGCUUUCUUCGGGAUCAACCACAGUUUCAACAAAUGCGUGCAGUGAUUCAACAGAAUCCUAAUUUACUGAAUACUGUGUUGCAGCAAAUUGGUCAAACAAACCCAGCUUUACUUCAAGCUAUUAGUCAGCAUCAACAGGCUUUUGUGAGAAUGUUGAAUGAGCCUGUGAACCCAUCUGCAGCUGGAGCCGUAGCCGAGGAGGCAGUGCCUGACAAUCCAGUGCCCCAACAGCCUCAAAAUGUUAUUCAAGUAUCUCCUCAAGACAAAGAGGCUAUUGAAAGAUUAAAAGCCUUAGGUUUUCCAGAACAUAUGGUUAUUCAAGCGUAUUUUGCGUGUGAGAAAAACGAAAAUCUUGCUGCAAAUUUCUUGUUGUCGCAAAAUUUUGAUGAUUAACAUAUGUUUUGUUUUAUCCAUUAUGAUAAAUAGCAGUAUAUUAAGUUGUAUACUGUAUCUCUAACAAUUAUAACAACAGACAGCCUAAUAGAUUUAACCUUAUGCUUUGUACAUUUCCCUCUGGUGUAUUUUUGCACAUAAAUUUACAAGAUUUCAUGAUAAAACAUACUACAAAUUCUUCACUAUAUUAUGCAAAUAAAACAGUUGUUAUUUCAUUUUUAAUUUCACUUUAUAGUUUACAAAGAAUUUGUUUCCAUACUAUUACGAUAAUAGUGAAAUUCUAUUUGAAGUUCCAUUGAUGUAGUAAAUUAAUAAAACCUUUAUUGUAAAAGCUUUUAUCAAUCGAGAAUUUAAUGCGAUGUUUUACUUUCUUUGUCAUGAUUUAUAUGAGUGUAAAAUGGAUAUGUUUCUGAUAUUGAUGCACAAGAAUUAAUUAUCAAUUCAAAUUGGAAUUAUACAUAAAUUUUAUUAUUUAUUAAUAAUAAGGGACAAACCAAAAAUAACACUAUUUUAGUUUUGGUUAUAACAGGACCCAACAAACUGUUUCCACAAAUAUGUAGUGUGUUCUUUUCUACAGUCCGUAAUUUUUCCUAUAGCCAGUUCUGAAUAGAAAUUUAAGAAAUUGUUUUUCUGGUCCUAAAAUCAGUACUUGAAUCUGGCUUAAUUUAGUACUUUAAUCAAACUUAAUUGAUUUUUUUCUUGAAAUAAUCCCGGAAUUAAAUUGCCGCCAAAAUUAUUCAAUUUGGUUUGACCGUUCUGUUUAUCUUUUCAUAGCCUGUUAUUUUUAGGUUUACUCAAGACAUCGCUGUUUGUUGAGAAAUAAAAAGCGUUCUAUCAA